This is a messenger RNA of Gekko japonicus, 785 nucleotides long. RefSeq names its product unconventional myosin-VI-like. Bases 51 to 785 code for a protein of 244 amino acids. The transcript has 9 exons. Gene Ontology annotation, molecular function: microfilament motor activity; actin filament binding; ATP binding. Gene Ontology annotation, biological process: vesicle transport along actin filament; inner ear morphogenesis; endocytosis. The record is from RefSeq and is a predicted model, not a curated record. Gene Ontology annotation, cellular component: endocytic vesicle; cytoplasm; myosin complex. NCBI's taxonomy places the organism in Eukaryota, Metazoa, Chordata, Lepidosauria, Squamata, Gekkonidae.
CAGCUGGGGACGGAGUUCGGUGGCUGCGACGACAGCAGGAGUUCCUCAAAAUGGAGGAUGGGAAGCCUGUUUGGGCUCCACACCCAACUGAUGGGUUUUGGAUGGGAAUUAUUGUGGAUAUUGGUCCUGACUCCUUAACGAUUGAGCCUUUAACUCAAAAAGGCAAGACAUUCCUCGCUGCUAUCAACCAAGUAUUCCCUGCAGAGGAAGACAGCAAGAAGGUUGUGGAGGAUAACUGCUCUCUAAUGUAUUUAAAUGAAGCCACACUCCUACAUAAUAUAAAAGUUCGAUACAAUAAAGACAGAAUUUAUACGUAUGUCGCCAAUAUCCUGAUAGCAGUGAAUCCUUACUUUGACAUACCUAAACUUUAUUCUUCAGAUGCUAUUAAAAAAUACCAAGGUCGGUCACUUGGGACAUUGCCACCUCAUGUCUAUGCUAUUGCUGAUAAAGCAUUUCGUGACAUGAAAGUGCUCAAGAUGAGUCAGUCAAUCAUUGUGUCUGGAGAGUCGGGAGCAGGCAAGACGGAAAACACUAAAUUUGUUUUACGGUAUUUGACUGAAUCCUAUGGUAGCGGGCAGGAUAUUGAUGACAGAAUUGUAGAAGCCAAUCCACUUUUAGAAGCUUUUGGAAAUGCAAAGACUGUUCGUAACAACAAUAGUAGUCGCUUUGGAAAAUUCGUUGAAAUUCAUUUCAAUGAAAAGGCUGAAAGGCAGGAUAUGUUAAAUGAAAUAAUUAAUGACAAGUUUUUCAAUGACACUGCUUGGCUGUCUGUCUUCUGUGUUUGA